Molecule: messenger RNA, 827 nt
Organism: Schistosoma rodhaini
Lineage: Eukaryota; Metazoa; Platyhelminthes; Trematoda; Strigeidida; Schistosomatidae
Source: the annotation of a GenBank genome assembly
ACCAAUACCCUUCGAACCUCUACUUAUUGAAUCCAAAGGUUCCACAGAUCAUCGUUCCUCUCCUAUUCUCUACUCGAAGACGGAUUGUCCAACAACUUCCAGGAAGCAUCCGGAUGAUGUGACCGUAGAUGAAGUUGCUCUGGAUGCGGGACGAAAAACAUUCUCCAUUGCACCCUCAGAACAAUCUAACUCCAAAGAAAUCAGUUAAUCUAUCGUCCGCGGUUAUGAUUCCCGUCACGAAUCCAAACAUGUGUCAAGCCUCCCAGGCGAUGUUGGUGCAGAAGCCUAGCAAUAGUUUGGUGUCAACUCAUCGCCUCUGGCGAAAGCUAGCAAGGCCAUACGGUGUUACACUUCAGCCUUCUGAGUUUCCCAGGUCCCCUAGUGUUGAUGUUUCUUUCAGUAAUUCUAAUGGUAACGGCCUUUCUUCGACGGACAAUAGAAUGUUGCUGACGGAUCCUUCAGUCUUGCCACCACCUAAAGUACGCUGUUUAACUCGUGACUGUGGGUCUAGGGAUUCGAAAGUUCCUGGUCCUCAGCUACAUGUUACGAAUGGAGUAAGCCCAACACAAAUCUUUCAGCUUCCAACUUAAUCUUUCGAACUUUGCAAUAUGGAAGUUGUCUGUUUUUAUAGUUCACUGUUAGCAUUUAACUAAACUCUUCUCAAGUAUUACCUCAUUAUACCUUUUGUGAACAGUUUAUUUGCAAUCCCAGUGGUAUGAUCUUGUAGCUUUUGUAAAGCUUAUUAUUAUUAUUGCGCUUCUGCGCUUCAGUUGUACAUAGGGGCCUUCAUGGCCACCCCCUUUCAUUUUCCCUGUACACUUUCCCCU